Sinocyclocheilus grahami is the source of this 1037-nucleotide messenger RNA. RefSeq names its product leucine-rich repeat-containing protein 4C-like. Lineage: Eukaryota; Metazoa; Chordata; Actinopteri; Cypriniformes; Cyprinidae. Gene Ontology annotation, biological process: regulation of axonogenesis; modulation of chemical synaptic transmission; synaptic membrane adhesion. Gene Ontology annotation, cellular component: plasma membrane; postsynaptic density membrane; glutamatergic synapse. The transcript has a single exon. The record is from RefSeq and is a predicted model, not a curated record. Gene Ontology annotation, molecular function: cell-cell adhesion mediator activity. The annotation marks the transcript as partial.
UUGAGGAGAGAAACUCAGCGGGCAUUAAAUUAUGAAUGUUGAACAAGAUGACCUCUUACCAUCAGUGCCAGAUGUUGAGAGGUCCUAGAUGGAAAGGGGCUUGGUUUGACCCCUUGUUUCUCCUGCUUCUAGCCCUGCAGUUGCUUGUUGUCGCUGGAUUGGUACGAGCCCAAACCUGUCCUUCCAUAUGUUCCUGCAGUAAUCAGUUUAGUAAGGUCAUCUGCACACGCAGAGGGCUAAAGGAUGUCCCUGAUGGCAUCUCCACCAAUACACGGUAUCUAAACCUUCAGGACAAUCAGAUCCAGGUCAUCAAAUUAGACAGUUUCAAGCAUCUGCGACACCUUGAGAUUCUUCAGCUCAGCAGAAACCACAUCCGCAACAUAGAGAUUGGCGCCUUCAACGGGCUUACCAGCCUUAACACUCUGGAGCUUUUUGACAAUCGCCUCACGACCAUCCCAAAUGGCGCAUUUGAGUAUCUAUCAAAACUAAAAGAGCUGUGGCUUAGGAAUAACCCUAUUGAGAGCAUACCGUCUGAUGCCUUCAGUCGCUUGCCCUCCCUGCGGCGGUUGGACUUGGGAGAGCUGAAGCGUCUCUCCUACAUUUCCAGUGGAGCAUUUCAGGGCUUGAGUACCCUUCGAUACCUAAAUCUGGGCAUGUGUAACCUCAAAGAGGUCCCCAAUAUUCAGCCCUUGAUUCGUUUGGAUGAGCUGGAGAUGUCUGGGAACCAGCUCACCGUCAUUCAGCCCAGUUCUUUUAAGGGUCUCAUCCAUCUUCAGAAGCUGUGGAUGAUGCACGCCCAAGUCCAAACCAUAGAGCGGAACUCCUUCGACGACCUGCACUCUUUACGAGAGCUCAACCUGGCUCACAACAACCUCACCUUUUUGCCCCACGAUCUCUUCACGCCUUUGCACCACCUGCAGCGAGUACAUUUGCAUCACAAUCCCUGGAAUUGCAACUGUGAUAUUCUUUGGCUGAGCUGGUGGCUGAGAGAGACCGUACCUACGAACACCAGCUGCUGCGCCCGCUGCAAUUCCCCU